AAGCUCUAUACCUGUAGCACAAAGCGUCCCACUUUCUCACAGUGGAACUAUUUUGCUUCUUCAGUGCUAAGAAGGAUCAUCAACAGACCUCCCAGAUCGACAUCGACAUGGUUUCUGACAGUGACGAGGAGCCAGUGAUUUACUUCUCGGAGCCUCAGGAUGUGAUGCUGGCUCUGGACAAGCUGAUGGAGGAGAACCUGUUCCAUAUCCAGAACUUCCAGAACUCGGAGGAGGACAUGAACCGGGUCCACAAGGUUCUGCACCAGACCAGGACCAAACUGACGACGGUCAUGGAGACCGGCAGCGAGAACAUCGAGAAGCUGAAGGUCGACAUCAAGGUCGCCCAAGAGAUUGCCUCCGAACUGGAGCUCAAGUCCAAGCUGUUCUCUUACGGAGAAUACAACGUCAACCAGGAUAAGAUGAUUAAGCAGCUCCACGACCAGGUGAAGACGGUGUAUGAGAGGUGUGUGGAGGAGGUGGAGUCGAGCGCGCUCUCCAUGAUCGCCUGCAUCGAGCAGAAAGUGGAGGAGAUCAUGCAGCUGAUCGAGGAGCUCCCGCCCGGGAUGUUCGAAGCGAUCGAGCGCACGCGCGAGACCGAGAGGCGGGCCAAGAUGCUGCUGGAGAAACAGCUGACGGAGAAGCAGCGGCAGAUGGAGAGACGGAGACUCGCGGCGGAGCGAGCUGCUUCCGACAUCAAACGCAUGACAAGCCGAAGGUUGGUGUACCGUUCCCAGCCUCCAAAGAUGAAGAAGAAGGACUCAAGGCGGCUGCUGGUGAAGUUGACACAGGAGCAGCUAGAUGCUGAAUACUACUUCACCUGACCACAGACCUGCUGCCUGUC
This is a messenger RNA of Conger conger (European conger), 841 nucleotides long. Its product is annotated as cilia- and flagella-associated protein 100-like. The record is from RefSeq and is a predicted model, not a curated record. The transcript has 6 exons. NCBI's taxonomy places the organism in Eukaryota, Metazoa, Chordata, Actinopteri, Anguilliformes, Congridae. Bases 108 to 821 code for a protein of 237 amino acids.